AUGACUGGCAGAGGUAAAGGAGGAAAAGGAUUGGGUAAAGGGGGUGCAAAACGACAUCGUAAAGUACUUCGUGAUAAUAUCCAGGGUAUUACUAAACCGGCCAUUAGAAGAUUGGCUCGACGUGGUGGUGUCAAACGUAUAUCCGGUUUAAUCUAUGAAGAGACCCGUGGAGUAUUAAAAGUAUUUUUGGAAAACGUUAUUCGAGAUGCUGUAACGUAUACUGAACAUGCAAAGAGAAAAACUGUAACGGCUAUGGAUGUCGUAUACGCUUUAAAACGUCAGGGUCGUACCUUAUACGGUUUUGGUGGUUAA
Phymastichus coffea is the source of this 312-nucleotide messenger RNA. RefSeq names its product histone H4. The transcript has a single exon. The record is from RefSeq and is a predicted model, not a curated record. Bases 1 to 312 code for a protein of 103 amino acids. Gene Ontology annotation, molecular function: structural constituent of chromatin; DNA binding; protein heterodimerization activity. NCBI's taxonomy places the organism in Eukaryota, Metazoa, Arthropoda, Insecta, Hymenoptera, Eulophidae. Gene Ontology annotation, biological process: nucleosome assembly. Gene Ontology annotation, cellular component: nucleosome.